Molecule: messenger RNA, 1529 nt
Organism: Pseudo-nitzschia multistriata
Lineage: Eukaryota; Bacillariophyta; Bacillariophyceae; Bacillariales; Bacillariaceae
Source: the annotation of a GenBank genome assembly
CAAACCUACCGCAAGGUACACCAGGAUCGAAAAGGCAAGGCACGACACGACACGACACGAUGGAUCAAUCCGCUGGGACGGUCGACUUUGACGAUGACUGGGAAGAAUGGGACGGAACCUCGCCCUUUUGGGUCCACUGCGUUGCCGGAUCCAUGGCGGGGGUCGCCGAGCACAUCCUGGUCUAUCCAUUGGACACCGUGCGGACCCACAUACAGGUCUGCGCCGCCUGCCACUUCAACCCGGCUACCCACAACGCGUCGACGCAGGCGGCAACCGUAGCGGCCCACAAGCACGCCCCGGGCAACGCGGGAACCCCUUCGGCACGACACCUCCCCCCCGGAUCGGUCCUGCAGCAGGCGGCGGCCUCCGCGACGAGUUCCUCCAAAUCCUCCAUUGCCCAGGCCGUCUGCAAGACAAAGGCGGCAAACCUGACCGCUUCUCCGAGAACGGGCGGGAUGCACCACCUGGGGGGUUCCGGGUCACCGGGAACGUACAACCUGUCCAUCCUGCAGGCGAUACGACAGCUCGUCUCGCAGCGGGCCGCUGUCUCGCAGACCGGUUCGGCGGCCGCGGCACUGGAAGCGACGGCAACGACGACGGCUUCUCCUCCCGGGGUUCCUGCCUUUGCCCCCAGGGACGUCACCCGGCUGUGGCGGGGCGUCCAGACCAUCCUGGUGGGGUGCAUCCCGGCGCACGCCCUGUAUUUCAGCACAUACGAGAUCGUUAAGGCCUCCACCCUGGACAAGGAUGGCAACGUGACGGCCUACGGGAGCGCCCUGGCCGGGGGAGCCGCCGUCUUUGGCCACGACCUGGUCCUUGGGCCACUGGACACGGUCAAGCAGCGGCUACAGCUGGGGCACUACAACGGUCUUACGGACGCGCUGACGCAGAUGAUCCGCACCGAGGGGGCCGUGUCGCUCCUUCGGAGCUUCCCCGUGACGCUGGCCACGAACAUUCCAUACGGGAUGAUCAUGGUCGGGACGAACGAAUUCCUCAAGGAUCAAUGGACCCGGAUAAAAGUUGCGAACGACGGCGGUGACAGUGACGGCAACAGCGACGAAAACUACCACAUCGAUCACAGCGAGCUGACCAUGGGGGUAACGCUCGGGGCCUCCUCCCUGGCUGGAUUGGUAGCCGCGGCCACCACGACGCCACUGGAUCGCAUCAAAACGUACCUGCAAACCCAACAGCUGGCGCCAAAGUGCCUCCUCCAAAACAACCACCAUUCCGCGUCGUCCCCCGAGCACUGCCCCCUCAACAACGGCAGCGGGGGCUCCGGCCCUUCCGCGGGCAGCACGAACCCAAAAGCGCCUCGCUUCAAGCCAAUCGUGGCGGACUGGAGGCAGGCCGCCCUGCGGAUCUACCAGCAGGAAGGAUACGCCGGGUUUUUCCGGGGCGUCACGCCGCGAAUACUCAGCCACACACCGGCGGUGGCCAUUUCGUGGACGACGUACGAGACCUUCAAGCGGUACCUCAAGCAGCAUUUUGUCGAAGAAUAAGAGACUACAUAAUACAACCAACAAAUUAUG